Molecule: messenger RNA, 490 nt
Organism: Macaca mulatta (Rhesus monkey)
Lineage: Eukaryota; Metazoa; Chordata; Mammalia; Primates; Cercopithecidae
Source: RefSeq, a predicted model, not a curated record
GGGAAAGAGGCUGUGUCCACCAUGGCCUGGACUCCUCUCCUCCUCCUGCUCCUCUCUCACUGCACAGGUUCCCUCUCCAAGCCUAUGCUGACUCAGCCGGCCUCCCUCUCAGCAUCUCCUGGAGCAUCAGCCAGUCUCACAUGCACCUUCAGCGGUGGCAUCAAUGUUGCUGGCUACCACAUAUUCUGGUACCAGCAGAAGCCAGGGAGUCCUCCCCGGUAUCUUCUGAGGUACAAAUCAGACUCAGAUAAGGGCCAGGGCUCUGGAGUCCCCAGCCGCUUCUCUGGAUCCAAAGAUGCUUCAGCGAACACAGGGAUUUUACGCAUCUCUGGGCUCCAGUCUGAGGAUGAGGCUGACUAUUACUGUGCCAUUGGGCACAGCAGCGGUCCUCACAGUGACACACACAGAUGGGGAAGUGGGACAAAAUCUCACCCUGCUCUGGGUCUUGCUCUGUAACAAUUUUUAAAUUUUAAAAUAACUGGCCUAGGCA